ACCAUCAGUCAGUGUUAUGUACACUUGUCAUUCUCUCUUUUAUCAUCCUUCUCAUCCUCAUCCUCAUCCUCAUCCUCAUCCUCAUCAAUAGUAUCAACAUCAUCUUCUCACUUGAUUUCUCUCCAUAGGAAACCUCAUACAGCUCUAAUAGUGAACAAAAAAAAAGUCACCGAAAACUUUUGUUUCUCCAUUUCAGUUUCAUCUUUUUUUCUCAUCCGCAUCCUCAUCAUCUUUAUCUCUGGUGUUGAUUUUAUUUCAUCAUCAAAGAUAUUUACUUUUCCCUCCAGAUAAACAAAAAUCAACAUCAACUUUUCCUCUUUUCAUUGAAACCUUGUCAUCUAAUUAAUUGAACAUUACCAAACAAUUUAAACAGUUAUAUACAUUAUCAUUGUCAUUACUUGAUGAUCAAGUUAAUUAACAACAAUUCUCAUCCAUAUGAUAGUAUCUAACAAGAUUAAUUGAUUUAGUGUCGAUCAACAAUUAUUAUCAAAUCAAAAUUGGAAACUAACAUGAUGGUUUUACCGAGGACCAACAACAAUCAAAUCAAUUUAUCAACUGAAUCAUUUUUGAUUGGAUUAGUUGAGAGAAUUGAUAAAUUGUUACUCAAUGAUGGUUAUCGAAAUCAAUCAAUGUCCCAGGAAGUUAAAUCACUUGAAUUUUGGCGAAGUUUAAUCGCCGAGUGUUUAUCAACCUUUUUCUAUGUGUUUCUUGUAUGUGCGGUCAACAUUUCCUGGACUGGGUCACUUAUCGGUCAUACACCCAAUUGGAUUGUAAUGUCGCUUACAAGUGGCCUGGCGAUGGUCAUUUUAACCCAAUGUUUUAGUCACAUCUCAGGGGCUCAUGUCAACCCAGCGGUCACUUGUGCUUAUCUGGUCACUCGUAACAUUACACCCUUAAGGUCAAUAUUAUAUAUUAUUGCUCAAUCGGGUGGAGCCAUUGCUGGAGCUGCUUUACUUUAUGGAGUCUCAAUUCCUGGUCAUCAAGGCGCUCUCGGCAUCUCUCUAGCUCACGAGUCGCUUAGCGCAGGUCAAAUUUUUGGCGUCGAAUUUGUCCUUACCUUUCUGAUUGUGUUCACAAUUUUCGCAACAUUGGACAUCAACAGGAAAUCCAUGGGAAAUGAUUCAAUUACCAUCGGAUCGGCUUACAUGGUCUGUUCAUUAGCAGGGCUACCUGCCAGUGGAGCUUCAUUCAAUCCCGCUCGAGCACUUGGACCCGCUUUCGUUAUGAAUAAAUGGCGACAUCAUUGGGUUUACUGGAUUGCACCAAUAACUGGAUCAAUGUUGGCUGGUUUAAUAUAUGAAUUUAUAUUUGAUUCAAGGAAGAGUAAAAAUUUAAGAGACACAAUUGAUGAUAUUGAUAAAGUUUGCAAUACGAACGAGGAUCAUUAUGAUGAACCUGAGGUUAAGAUGAGCAGUAAAACUAUUAUGGGUUUCCCUCUAAGCGGAAGUUCACAUUCAAAUUCCGGAAGUAGUUCAAGUUCAACCCAUCAAUCAAAUACAACAGGCUAUUCAAGUAUCAAUAGUGCCCAUCAACCAGUUAAUAUUAUCAACACCAAUCCACAAUCAGUACAUCUCCAACAUCAUCCACCUCCACCACCACAAUUACCGCCUCAUCUCCUACCACAUCUUCCCCAACAACACCAACCAAACUCAUAUAACACCAUCAACACCAACACCAACACCAACAAUAGUAAUAAUAAUAACCUUGGCUUAGGUCAUUCACUGGCCAAUACUUUUCAACAUACAGUGAUAACUCAUGAUGGCCUUUACAUGGGCAAUGGGAAUAAUAAUAAUAAUAAUAAUCAUAUAAAUACCUCAGGUAAUAGUCAUGUGACACCAUUGUUAUCAUCAUCUUCCGGAUCCUCUUCCUCUUCAUCUUCAACCUCAUCGUCCAAUUAUCAUCCACAGUUCAAAUCCAAUAAUAAUCAUAACAACAACACCAUCAACAACAAUAAUAAUGUUAAUAGCAAUUCGUAUGCUGGAAUUUACGGAACUCGAGCAUCAACAUUACGACAUUUAUCAAAUCGAAUGGAUUUUAAUAAUUCUAGGAAUGAGAUAACAUCCAGAGAAAAUAUCAUUAAUAAUAAUAAUUGUCAACCAGGAAAAUAUUGAUUUUCUCACAAUUCAUACACCUUAAUACUGUAAUUAACGAUAUGUAUUCAUAACAAUAAACGAUCCUAAUUGUAAACUUUCAUAAUUAAUCACUUUCGGUGAUAAAAUCGUAAAUUAAUAAUCAGCAAUCAAUUUAUCAAUUUUGCGAAUUUUUCAAAUAAAUGUUGAUUGAAUCACUUUUAA
Panonychus citri (citrus red mite) is the source of this 2294-nucleotide messenger RNA. Its product is annotated as neurogenic protein big brain-like. The transcript is spliced from 5 exons. Gene Ontology annotation, cellular component: plasma membrane. Gene Ontology annotation, biological process: transmembrane transport. The coding region runs from base 510 to 2111 and encodes 533 amino acids. The record is from RefSeq and is a predicted model, not a curated record. NCBI's taxonomy places the organism in Eukaryota, Metazoa, Arthropoda, Arachnida, Trombidiformes, Tetranychidae. Gene Ontology annotation, molecular function: water channel activity.